UGACUUGCUAGAUUAUACCAAAUUGUUCAGAACCGUGAAGAAAAUAAGCAAUUUAAUUUUUUUUUAUGAAAUUUGUUAGUCUAAUAUGUUGAAAUGCUUAUAUCGAUGGUACAUCGAAAUCUUUAUUUCUCGCGCUCAUGUGUGGUCACUGCUUGGAAUUUCUGAUACGUUUGAGAAAUUGGUCAAGUUCCCAUAUAUCACCAAUGGGUCAAGUUUAUAUCCAUUGGUCAAGAUCCUUUAUUUUACCCAUUGGUCAACAAAAAAGAACCCAACGAAAAAAGAAGGACAGCGGCAAGAUUUGAACAAAUGCGGAUUAUUCAAGUAUUCGGUCCGAAACCUCUGAUGUUCCAUCCCUUUUCAUUUAUGGUCACAUUGAUUAUCCGAAGGCGAUGCGUCAUCCUCUUACCUGCAAUUCAUUCUCCCAUCGUCUUAUGUCUAUUAGCCGUGAGUGCUCAAAUCAAAAUUGCCUACGAACAUUCCAUUAAGAAACAGGCAACUGAGGAACAAAUGUGGGCCGCCGGUGGACUUAUGCGAGAUGUGUGCCUACCGAAAUUCCCCAAAAUAACUAAGGAAAUUGCUGAUGGAAUUAGAGCUGGUACGCUGCCUAAUGAUAAGGAUGCCAAGUGUUAUGUUAACUGCAUUUUGGAAAUGAUGCAAACGAUGAAGAAGGGUAAGUUCUUGUAUGAAGCUUCGUUGAAGCAAGUCGAUAUCCUCAUGCCCGAUGACUAUAAAGAUGAAUACAAAGCUGGUUUGGCCGCAUGCAAGGAUGCUGCUGUGGGCGUUAAGAACAACUGCGAAGCUGCGGGAACUAUCUUCACCUGCUUACGGGGUCAAAUAACUAGAUUCGUAUUCCCUUAAACAAAGGGAUGUGGAAGAUAAAAUAACAACAAAUGUCAUUAUUGACACUUAAAAGGUACAAAUAAGAUUCCGCCGAAAUCUUCUCCCAAGAAAAAGAAUUAAAUAUAAAAAUUAGUAAAUUAUUACCUACUUACCUGAUUGACACAUUAGCAACAGUACUGUAUUUAUUCUAAAUUACAUGCAAAUACCAGAAAGACACCUCAUCAUUAUCAUUCUCAUUGAAAGUACUACAAGUACUUUGGAAAUGGGAAUUAUUAUUUUAUGACAUUGUGAGGAACUUGCGUGUCUAUUUCGAUUUAAGUAAGAAUAAUUGAAAAGAAAACAUUGUUAUACUUAUAAUUUAUUAUUAAUUAUAUAUGUAUACAGGAAUCCAUUCGAUUAUUUUAAAUAUUGUCUUCUUAACAAAUAUUUUGUUUUAAACGAUUAUUUAACGGAUGGUUUAAAUCAAGAGUAAAAAAACAAAAUAAAAAUAAUUUUAAAAAAUCAA
This is a messenger RNA of Stomoxys calcitrans (stable fly), 1345 nucleotides long. Its product is annotated as general odorant-binding protein 19a. The transcript is spliced from 4 exons. Gene Ontology annotation, cellular component: extracellular region; mitochondrial large ribosomal subunit; ribosome. The record is from RefSeq and is a predicted model, not a curated record. Lineage: Eukaryota; Metazoa; Arthropoda; Insecta; Diptera; Muscidae. Gene Ontology annotation, biological process: translation; olfactory behavior; sensory perception of smell. The coding region runs from base 307 to 858 and encodes 183 amino acids. Gene Ontology annotation, molecular function: structural constituent of ribosome; dibutyl phthalate binding; odorant binding.